AUGGGGAGCCUCAGCAGAUCUGAUGUAGGGAGCCUGUGUCCCUGAAAUGGGGGAGAGUGGUCUCUGCUCUUUAGCAUGGCUUCUACACCUCUUUCUCCAGGGCCCCAGAUCUCCCUUUCUUUACUUUUUCAGGCCAAGGGGUGAUGACAGUUCCACUGUUACUAGCCCUCAGUGACUGCACUAUCCCUUGUGCCUUCCUUCCCUCAUUCAUACUUCUGCAAAUCACCCCUUUAUUAAAUCAUCCUCAACUCAGUAGAAGUGUGCCAUCUAUAUCCUGUUGGGGUGGUAUAACUGCAUGACAAGAACUUCAGAGGAGCUGGAGUUUUUGAAAGAAGGAGAAAUAGUUUGGAAGCAGGGAUGUGGACCAAGAGUUAUCGCAUCUCCCGUGGGUAUGUGAGAAACAAAUGGCCUCCAUUUGAGAGACCUAUUAAGGAGCAAGUCUUCAGCUUCUGCAGGGAAGUAGAGAAAUCAUUCAAAAUGAAGUUGAAGAUACAGGGGAGGUUUGCAGGUGACAGAAUAGGAGAUCCAGAGUAUGUCGUGAAAGGGUUUGAAGGACGGUGAGGAAUGAGAGUUGGGUCAGAUUAGGGGAUUUUAAAGGUAACCAUGGAGAUAAGAAUCAGGAUGAUAAUGGCUAGUCUGGGAGGCUUCAGGGGCUUGGAAUAAAUAGGGAUGAGGGCAGCCUCUCAGUUCAUUUCAGUUCAACUCUUUGAGUACCUAGUAUGUACAGCUCACUGGGGUAGGUCCUGGUGUACAGUGGUAAGGCAGUAACAGUUAAUACCCUAGCAGUGACUCAACAAUGAGCCUGACUAUGUGAAUUGCAUACCUCUUAACAGGCCCUCCUAGAGAAAAGCUACCCAACCCUUGCUUUCAUGGGCUGCCUUGGAGUGUGGGCCACUAGGGACCCUGGCAUGUAGGCACCUUUCUAACAGAGGUCAACAACCUUCAGUCCUAAUGAAGGCAGUAAAGUACAGAUAAAGACUGAAGCUCUUCAAGAGCCAGGAACACCACUUUGGUCAGCAUUAUGUGUGCCUGUGAAAAGGUGAGGAAGUUGAGGCUUUACCACGCUAACUCAUCACGGCUGCUGCUUCUUUAAUUUGACUUCCUGUGGAUAUACUGUGGCCGUCUAGAGGCCUCAGGAAUAUGGUGAUGUUACCUAGGGAGGGUACUUACUGCAGAAAACAUCUUACAUUAAGAAGAAGAGGAUAAGAAGAACGAAAUAUGCAGAUGUGCUACUUAAAGGUUGAAGAAAUAUGGACACCAACACCAAACUGGUCUUCAACAGUGUUAUUACCAGUUUUUUCACCUUUCAGCUUCUUUUCUACUUUAUAAGUUUCUGGUUUUCAGCAAAAGUUUCUCCAGGUUUUAAUAGUCUCAGCUAUGAGAAGAAGAUUGAAUGGAACUCAAGGGUAGGAUCUACAUGCCAUUCUUUGGUGGUUGGGCUUUUCGGCCUAUACAUUUUGUUUUUUGAUGAGGUUGCAAAGGCUGAUCCACUCUGGGGUGAUUCAUCGCUUGUGAAAGUGAAUAUCUCUAUUGCUACAGGCUACCUCAUUUCUGAUUUGUUGAUUCUCAUUUUGUAUUGGAAAGUGAUUGGUGACAAAUAUUUUAUAAUUCACCAUUGUGCAGCGCUGUAUGCAUACUACUUUGUACUGAGGGAUGGAGUCCUGGCAUACAUUGGGAAUUUUCGCCUGCUUGCAGAACUUUCCAGCCCUUUUGUGAAUCAGCGGUGGUUCUUUGAAGCUCUGAAGUAUCCUAAGUUUUCCAAGGCUAACGUCAUCAAUGGAAUACUCAUGACAGUGGUGUUCUUCAUCGUACGGAUUGUCCCAAUACCUCCUUUUUAUAGUUACAUAUAUUCCUUGUUAGGAACAGAAGCCUACAUAAGGCUUGGAUUUUUAAUCCAAUGUUCCUGGAUCUCUACUUGUGUUGUUUUGGAUGUGAUGAAUGUCAUGUGGAUGAUCAAAAUUACAAAGGGUUGCAUCAAAGUCAUCUCUCUCAUCAGACAAGAGAAAGCCAAAAGUAGUCUGCAGAAUGGAAAACUUGACUAAAGGUGGGCUACUGAUAAACAAACUUCCUUACUACCCACAUUAUAUCUACUGAUAGGAUGAAUUCUUGGCAUGUUCUAGUACUUCUUAUUAAUUAUAUUUGUUAACGAGGGUUUCAGUGCUCUUUUUUUUAAUCUUUAGAAAAGAGAAACUAAAACUUAGUUUUUAUUCCA
Messenger RNA from Mustela erminea (ermine), 2212 nucleotides. RefSeq names its product TLC domain containing 4 (gene TLCD4). The record is from RefSeq and is a predicted model, not a curated record. The transcript has 8 exons. Gene Ontology annotation, cellular component: membrane; endoplasmic reticulum. Bases 1251 to 2042 code for a protein of 263 amino acids. Lineage: Eukaryota; Metazoa; Chordata; Mammalia; Carnivora; Mustelidae. Gene Ontology annotation, biological process: lipid homeostasis.